GUGCAGGCAGCGCCACAUAAGUACCAAGGGUGCUAACUGAAUAAUGGGUUGGAGCCCCGCAGCAGCGGUUGGGGAUGGAGAUUUUGGUCCCGAAAACUGUUAGGCGUGAUGAUCUUGGCCGCCUCUUCACCGGAUCGACGCCAUGGUUUCCAUAACUGAUUAUUGUGCAAUGUCAAUGAGAUCGGCGAUUACACAUUCAGCUGGUUCAUCCCUUCCUCCCCACUGUGUCCCUUCGAAACGAGUAACGAGAGAUGUAGGUCAGUGAUCAGAGAAGGGAGGUGCAGAUUGUGGGAGGUUACACGAGUGAGAUGAUCCGAAGCAUGACCGGGACCAUGGGGCAGGUUUGGGUGCUAGUUGCGUUUUUAGCUCUUAUAGGAUGGCGAGGUGGUGCAGCUGCGCAUUCUCUUCCACUUGAACAGUGCGACUUCUACUUUCAGGGUCACAAGGACACCGUUCCUAUGUUGGAUGUCUUGGUGACGCGCAAUCUCACUACCUCGCCGCCAAUUCUCACCAAAUUUGAAACGGAAGUUGUAGCAGCAGAAAUUAGCACCGAUUGUGCGUUUCUCCCGGAUCCAUCAAUGGCGUUCGAGAAACGGAGUUGCUCAGGCCACUUCCAUGUGCGAAAUCACCAUCUGUCGGGCCGAUUUAGGAAUGAAGAAUUUUCCACCCUAGAGGCUCUCCGCUUCCACCAAGUGCUAAUGGCACUUGAGAGCUUAAGGCUUGAAGACGGCACUGAACUGGACCAAAAUGACACUAACUCGCAGUUUCCACAUCCCCGGCGGUGUGUCACCUUUCUAACAACCCCAGCGGUCGUGCCCCAUUAUAACACAGACAGAGCUCUUCCAGACGGAGACGUCAUUACGAAAGUUGUGGAGCUAGUUCCAAAAAUGCUGGACAACAUGCAUCGCAAGAAACUGAACAAAAUCAGGGAGUCGGCUCGGCAGCUUGGUCACGACAUUAGCCUACUUGGCCAGGACAUGGCCAACUUUCCAUAGUCUACAACUCGUCUUAGCUAUGUUGAAACAUGAAAGACUCUUCUCGCUAGUCCAGUGAUCUAUCCGCAUGAAUUUGCUUGUGUUUCUGUUGUGGACGCUCCAGUCCAGAGGGGCAUGCUUGAUUUGUUUGGAGUCAACUCUCCCCACAUUCAGUAUGAACGUCAAUAACAUACAUCGUUCUGAAAAUCCAUCGGGAAUGCAACAAGCGUAUCCACAUGUGGCAGGAAAAAGGCAAGUGUCCCAGUGCUUGAACACUGUUUAGAAACAAAGCCACUAAUAAAAAAUAUAGUUGAUGUUUUGACUCGCUUGAUUCUCUUGUUGAGAAUCAGCUACUGUUCAACUAAUCAAAUGCAGAGUUCUUCUGAUGUCAA
Molecule: messenger RNA, 1366 nt
Organism: Physcomitrium patens
Lineage: Eukaryota; Viridiplantae; Streptophyta; Bryopsida; Funariales; Funariaceae
Source: RefSeq, a predicted model, not a curated record